UUUCGGAUGGUGGUGGUUUGGUUCCCAUGGUUCAUACAAAAGUUAAACAGAUCAUUGUCCGGGAGGGAAACUGUGCUUUAAUUGACUGUAAUAUCACUGGUGAUCCUUUUCCAAAGGUCCAGUGGUUUAACUCGCAUGGACACCUGCUUGACACCUGAGAACAAUGAUAAAUGGUGGAUUCUGGACAAUGGCAUCCUUAACAUCACUGACAUCACGUUUGCAGACCGUGGUAAAUAUACUUGUAUGGCAUUCAAUAAUUACGGCAAAGCUAAUUGCACAGUGACACUCCGCGUAGUCUUCACUAAUGGGGAUAUGGGUGUCUACUACAUGGUGGUGUGUCUAGUGACAUUCACUAUCAUAAUGAUAUUAAACAUCACACGCCUCUGCAUGAUGAGCAGCCAUCUUAAGAAAACCGAGAAGGCCAUCAAUGAGUUUUUCCGUACGGAAGGUGCAGAAAAGCUUCAGAAGGCGUUUGAAAUUGCAAAGCGUAUUCCAAUCAUUACCUCGACAAAAACACUGGAACUGGCCAAGGUCACACAAUUCAAGACCAUGGAGUUUGCACGUUAUAUAGAGGAGUUAGCACGCAGCAUUCCACUUCCACCGCUAAUCAUGAACUGCCGCACAUUCAUGGAGGAGAUUCUUGAGGUGGUUGGGGUUGAAGAAAUGAGACACACCUUUGUCCGACAAGCGCCCGAGAGUCAAGGUGCUUGUGGAACUGGGCCGGCAGCUGAAAACUCGGCUGACGUUUUCACCAUCUUGGAAGAAAGAGAGCGAGCAAGAAACAGGGAAAGGAGCGAAUCGCCCGCUAUGGACUCGGACGACGCGUCGCUUAACGAGCAGCCUCAGCACAUAGCCAUUCAGGUGUCCAUUCAUCCACAGUUAACUACAGCAGGAUGCAGUGUGGAAGCUCCGCCUUCUUCUGAAAUGGUCACCUCUCCCUUAUUGGCUCAGGUGCCUUUGGAAGCAGAGUUGAAUGAGAAGGAAAAAGAAGAGUCAGUAGAAGGGGGUGGUGCUACACAGACGACCCAAGUCAUCUAUGAAAGCCAUGUGUAAUAUUUAAAUCAAAUCGAUAAUGACCUCGCUAUGCAUUUAUUGGGGGAAAAGGAUCAAGGGUUUUUGCUCUAAAUGGAAAACGUUUCUUCUGUUAGACAGCUUGAGGAAAAACAAGAAACUGCAAUUGUGUUGAGUUCUCUUAUUAGUUAUAAUGUAUUAAAAUGUCUUUUUCAUAUUUCACACACACAAUAUAUUUUUCAUUAAAAUUAACAUUUAGCAUUCAUUUCAGUUUAAUCAAUUACACUGUGUGCAUAAUUAUUAUGCAAGUCACAUGUUUCCCAAGCACAUUUAACCGAUUCCAAAGGACCACUAAUUGUGUAUAUAAACACUUAUAAAUAUUGCUAAUGAUUGGUGGAAGUGAAACACACGUUAUGUUCAGGUGCAUAAUUAUUAUGCUGGUUAUUUAUCUUGUACAUCUGGAAACUCCAGGUAGGUUGCAGUUUUGGAAAACUGUGGCACCGGAGACUACAGGAUUUUACAACAUUUUUUUUCUCUUAUUUAAAUAUUUAGCAGAUAAUAUCUUUACUUUUCAUCCUAUUUUUGUGACCCUGCAUGUAGCCCCAAUCAGCAUUCCUUGUAUGAUGGUCACGCCUCAAUUUUGCAAUUACUACAGCAUCGAGUCUUUCUCAUGGACAUUUAAUAAUGAAUUUUCUGUGCGAGAUAAACCUUAUUCUUUUACCCAUUUUAUCUGUUAAAGAACACCUGCAUAAUAAUUAUACACAUUUGAAUAUAACGUGUUUCAAAUUCACACCUCCAGCCACUUAUUAACAAAAACAUAUCACUUACAAAUGGUUAUAUACAAAAUUAAUGGUAAUUAUUAAGGUUGAUGUGGUUUGGAAUUGCUUAAAUGUAUGUGGAACUUACUUAUUAAAUUGCAUAAUAAGUAUGUGUAUAUUUAAGUUUACCUUGUGAAGCAUGUAAUUACUGUAAUAAGGGUACAAUUAUUUGUGCAUUACUGUAGAAUUGAAUUAAGAAUCAGAGAGUGCAUUUAAAUGUGCUUGAUUGUCAUGAAAAUGUAGCGAUUAGAAAAAAAUCUUUAAAAAAUAUACUGUAAAAAUGUUUUGUGUGUAUGUGAAAUGUGACUCGGACAUUAUUUUUCUUCUAGAAAAUGUAUCCAAAUAUUUGUGCUGAAUGUAUUUUGGGCAAAAUGCUUUAUUCAUUAAGAAAAUGUAAUUUUUCUCAAUACUUCUCUGUGAUUAAGUGAUAACUAGGGGUGUUGAAAGAUACAAACACGUUGUUUUAAGAUAACAGAAUCAGUUCUGCUCUUGGAUGUAGUUCCAGGUUACAUAUUUCAUAAAUGAAUGAUAAUGAAUGACUGAUUAAAUUUUGGCUGAAAAGUUUAAACAGUUUGAGGUUGUGGUGCAUUUCAACCACAUCUUUCUUUCAAUAUUUCAGAAGUCAGGUGCAAAGUUAGUCAUACAAACCUAAAGAUGUCUUCUCCAAAAUGGAAUAAAGAAUGCAUGUUGGUUGUUUUCAAUGCUGUAAUUAGGCAAAAAUCCUAACGUGUGAUCCUCAUUCUGUUUUCAGCUAUGUUCAUCAUUUUCAUUGCAAUGGCCAGGAUAAACAUUGCUAACACUUUUUGAAUUUAUUGCUGUGUUUUAGUUUGAAUUUUUUUCCACUGGAGUCCUUUUAUUGUUACAGUAAUUCUUAAUAGUAUUAUUAUUUUAACUAGGAUUAUAGUAAGUGUUUCUUUAAAUUACAAAGGCAAAGAUGUAGUCUUUCUUUCAUCUUGGCUUGUAACAAUAAGCUACAUAUGUGUUUGUUGGAACUGGAAUUUCAGAUUUCAGGAAUACGACCUAUAUUAAUGUUUAAUCUCUGGUAAUAGUUUAGACAUGCAGGGCGUAAAUUCAACCAGUUGCUUCUAAACAAGGCACAGCUUUUAGUUUUAGAAAAAACAUAGAGAUGACAAAGUUAUAUUAAAUCUAAUCUAUCAUUGUAGGAUAGAAUCUAUCAGUGUAGGUAGAUUGUAAGAUUGGGGUCUAAAUCCAGAGUACCAGUUUACUGUACCGGUAAUUCUAGUUAAUUCUAACAGGUUAAGAACUAGUGAUUGAGAUAUGUCCUGGUCAGGAUUGUAAGGAAUAAAGGCCAUUGUACUUUUUCAGAAUGCUGUUUUUUUAAAGAAAUAAAAAAGGCUUGUGUAUCCA
Misgurnus anguillicaudatus (oriental weatherfish) is the source of this 3197-nucleotide messenger RNA. RefSeq names its product microfibril associated protein 3 like (gene mfap3l). The record is from RefSeq and is a predicted model, not a curated record. NCBI's taxonomy places the organism in Eukaryota, Metazoa, Chordata, Actinopteri, Cypriniformes, Cobitidae.